AUGACCGAAUUGAAUCUGUUAGAAUCUGUAUUCUCUUUGCACAGUAUCCUUUUCCUCAGAACCCAAAUUCAAGCUCAAAACUCUUAUAAAUCAUCAUUGCCUAUAUCAACACCAACUAAUCACAAAAUAGUUGACAAAUAUGGAAGUGUAAAUGAUGACAUACCUGAAGAUUGGAAAAUUAUCAAUGAUGAUUUGUUUAUGUUUUAUACUGGUAAAGUUCCGUGGGUAGGCAAGGGAUUUUUAUGUUUUCCUGCAGCUUUACCUAGUGAUGGUUUAUUGGAUUUAACCCUUGUCAAACGAGAUGCUGUUAAUAAGAAAAGGGCACUUGAUAUUCUUUCUAAUGCUCAAACUGGUAGUCAUUUUGAUCAAAAUGAGGUUGAAUAUUAUAAAAUUGAGGCUUUUAGAUUAACACCAAAAAAUAAGAGUGGUUAUAUUAGUAUUGACGGUGAAUCAUUUAAAUUUGAACCAUUUCAAGUAGAAGUUCAUCCUCAAUUGAUCAGUGUAAUCGGAAUGGAAGGAAAAUACUUUCCAAGGCAAUUACUUGUAAUGAGGGAUAAUGAGGAAAAAGAAGUUACUUCUAUUGUCCAAGAAUCAUACAUUUCUCAAGACAUGCCUAAAUCAACAAACGAAAACAACGAGACAAUAACAGAAAUUACUGCUUCUAAUGAAAUUUCAGGAUAUUCUUUAGAAGAAAGUUUAUUGCAUAAAUCAAAUUAUAUAAGAGGAUUUUUAAAAGUGGCUGAUGGAGAAGGGAUAAAUCUAAGGAAUUUUAAGAUACAGGUUGCAAAGUAUGCCACAAUUUCAGACAUUAUUGUGUAUGGAGAGGAUGGACUUAAUGAAAAUGUUUUAAAAGUUGCAAAACAAGUUGCUUGGGCACAACAAAUUUUAAGAGAGCAACGACCAAUUGGAAUCAAUUAUGAAACUUUUGUUAUUCUCGAUCCAUUUUCUGUUUUUGAAAAAGAUUUUCUAAAUGUUGUAGCAAUAGAUAAUAAAGGUAUUUGGCGUAAUAAAAUUAAUUUUCCAGAACAGGAAAGGGAGGAAAUGAGAAUUCUUACAGCAGCAUCAGAAAUAUCACCAAAUGUUUGGUUAGGUAAUACACAAGAUGUACCAAUUUCAACCGAGUUAGACCCUGCAGAUUCAGCGAUCUCAUUGAUCGAUGAUAAUCCACACCAUUUUUGUAUUUGUAUUGAGGCACAUGAUCUUGGAGAAAUCCCAGAUAAAGAAACGCUUCAACACCUAACCGAAGGACUUUCCACAAUACCAAAGUCUAGGCCAAUAUCCAUCAAAGAUAUAAUUCAUGUUGAUUGUAUGUCGUCAGCUGUAGGAUGUAAUUCAACAACUUCAUAUGAUUCGCUAAUCACAAAACUAUUAGAUCUUUGUGAGUUCAUCUCAGAAAAAGCAAAUAAUGACAAUCGUAAGAUACUAAUUCAUUGUGCAGAUGGAUACACAGAGACAUCACUCCUUGCGCUAACAUAUCUCAUGUACAAUGAGACUUUACGACUUCCACAAGCAUACUUACGGCUACAAAAAACUCGCAGUUUCUUUGUGUACCCAAGUGAUGUGACAACACUGUUAAAUAUUGAGAAACGUGUAUUAGAAAGGAAAAAAGUUAGUCAAGAUGAAAGGGACAACAUAGAGAUUUCAAAUAAAUUUUCGUGGUUUUAUUCGUCACAAUUUGAGGGAAGUUUUCCAAGUAGGAUCUUACCAUUUUUGUAUUUAGGAAAUUUAAGCCAUGCAUGUAAUGCUGGUAUGCUCAAGGCACUUGGAAUAACACAUGUAUUGUCAGUUGGAGAAGACGCCAGAUUGGAUGGGAAGGAAUUUGAUAUAUUAUAUUUGGGUAAUUUAUAUGAUGAUGGUAUUGAUAGUUUAUGGAACCAUUUAGAUUUAUGCGUAAAUUUCAUCGAAAAUGCACGCAGAUUGAAUGGAAGUGUGAUUAUUCAUUGUCGAGUAGGAGUUUCUAGAUCAGCUACGAUUACAAUAGCGUAUAUUAUGAGACAUCUUGGUAGAUCACUUGUAUCGUCAUAUUUAUUUGUUCGCGCAAGACGUCUAAAUGUUAUAAUUCAACCAAAUCUUAAAUUUAUGUAUGAAUUACUACAAUAUGAACAAAAACUUACAGGUAGAAUGGGAAUUAGUUGGCCUUGGUUAGCUAAAGAAAUCAAUGCAUUAAACAUGUGUUAUGUUGGGUCCUAA
Messenger RNA from Entrophospora sp. SA101, 2190 nucleotides. NCBI's taxonomy places the organism in Eukaryota, Fungi, Glomeromycota, Glomeromycetes, Entrophosporales, Entrophosporaceae. The record is from the annotation of a GenBank genome assembly.